UUCUUAACUAUCGUCGAACAAGUAGUAACAACAGUCUGUACUUUAGGCGUCUUCGGCGAGGAAGAAGACAUAAUUGUAGUCAUUACUAAUUUGAUAAAUGCAUCAUGCUCAUUCUAAAGUUUUUAAGGCAUUCUUAAGUCCUGAUAAUACUAAGCUGCUGCUUUAUAUUUUAAGCUUGCAUCGCUUCAUUCCGUUGGAUAUUUUAUCUUCCUACUAAAAUUAUUCUGUGGUGUUGAUGCAAAUGGUUGAUGUGAUUAGUAAACAAACUCGAUUUUAAUAUCUGGGAUUCUUGUUUGUAAUUUUAUUCCAGUCUUGGAUUAAUCGUUGUUUGUUGUAGCAAAAAACUCGUGGUUUUAUUUAACGGAGUGAAAUGGCUCUUCGUACUUAUGGCGACAAACCUAUUAGCUUCCAACUCGAAGAGAAUGGCGAAUAUUAUUGUGUUGGUUCUGAGGUCGGUAAUUAUCUUAGGCUCUUCCGCGGGUCCCUUUACAAGAAAUACCCUGGAAUGUAUAGGCGUUCCAUCACAAAUGAAGAAAGAAAGAGGCUCAUUGAUCUAGGCUUAUCGCAGCAUGUUCUUGCUAGCAGUGUUUCAUUGCUCCGCACUAUCGAGGUGGAAGAUAUUAUAGAAGGCAACGACGAGAAGUACAAAGCAGUAUCAGUGCACACGAGCGAUCCUCCGCUACCUAGGGAAGGAAAGAGUAAGAAAAAUUUGCAGUGGGUACCUAAUUUGCCGAAUUCCAGUCAUCUAGAUGCAGUGCCACAAGCCACACCUAUAAAUCGAAACAGAGUAGCAGCAAAAAAGGUACGAUCAUUUCCGUUGUGUUUUGACGAUACUGAUCCCCAAUUGAACCAAGAGAACGCCUGUCAGCAGGAAGUUUUGGUUCCCAUAAGGCUUGAUAUGGAAAUUGAAGGUCAGAAGUUACGAGAUACGUUUACUUGGAAUAAAAAUGAAAGUCUUAUUACGCCAGAACAAUUUGCUGAAGUUCUUUGCGACGAUCUGGAUUUGAACCCGAUUGCUUUUGUGCCCGCCAUAGCUCAAGCCAUCCGUCAGCAAUUGGAUGCGUUUCCCAAUGAGCCGCCCAGUAUAAUUGAAGACAAUAGCGAUCAGCGGGUUAUUGUCAAAUUGAAUAUCCAUGUGGGCAAUACUUCUUUGGUUGAUCAGGUCGAAUGGGACAUGAGCGAGAAGCAAAACAAUCCUGAGGAGUUUGCGUUAAAACUUUGCUCAGAGCUUGGAUUGGGCGGAGAAUUCGUGACGGCUAUAGCGUAUUCCAUCCGGGGCCAACUUAGCUGGCACCAAAGAACUUAUGCUUUUAGCGAAGCGCCUUUGCCAACUGUGGAGGUUCCAUUUAGACCUCCUUCCGAGUCUGACCAGUGGGCACCAUUUUUGGAGACGCUGACCGAUGCCGAGAUGGAGAAGAAGAUUCGAGAUCAGGAUCGGAACACGAGGAGGAUAAGGAGACUGGCCAACACUACACCGGGCUGGUGAAGAGAAAGAAUAAAAUAAAGUUUUAAAUUAUUGUAUGAUGUUUAUUGUAUUCCAACUUUUUCCAUGACAAGUUCGCUUAAGUAUAAAUUGAAAAUAGA
Messenger RNA from Cylas formicarius (sweet potato weevil), 1584 nucleotides. It is a transcript of the gene Snr1, whose product is annotated as SWI/SNF-related matrix-associated actin-dependent regulator of chromatin subfamily B member 1. The coding region runs from base 371 to 1486 and encodes 371 amino acids. The transcript is spliced from 5 exons. Lineage: Eukaryota; Metazoa; Arthropoda; Insecta; Coleoptera; Brentidae. Gene Ontology annotation, cellular component: nucleus; nuclear chromosome. The record is from RefSeq and is a predicted model, not a curated record. Gene Ontology annotation, molecular function: transcription coregulator activity. Gene Ontology annotation, biological process: regulation of transcription by RNA polymerase II; chromatin remodeling.